This is a messenger RNA of Cuscuta campestris, 2314 nucleotides long. The record is from the annotation of a GenBank genome assembly. NCBI's taxonomy places the organism in Eukaryota, Viridiplantae, Streptophyta, Magnoliopsida, Solanales, Convolvulaceae.
AGUUACACCAGGAGCACUUGGAUGAAGGGAUGAACUGCUGCUCAUGCGUAGAAGCGUGACGGACAGUGCCAAAACACUGGGUGCGAGCGGAGCGUCCAUUUCGUUACAUAGUCCUCAGAGUCUUCCUUCAGCUUGCUCUUGGAGUCUCUUUAAAGGGUCUUUGAAGAAGCAAAAAGUCUUGAAUUGCCGCUCUCUAUUCCUCACCAAUAAUCGUACUUUUUCUUACCACUCGAUCAGGAAGAGAAGUAUAAUUGGUAAAAGAUUUGGUGGGGAAACUUUUGCGGUUUCUAAGAUGGCUGGGAAUAGGACAAAUGAAACUUCGGAUGAGAGAUCUGGGAAUAUGAUUUUUGAGCCUAUUCUAGAGGAAGGAGUCUUCCGAUUUGAUUGCUCUGCAGAAGACCGGAAUGCAGCAUAUCCAAGUUUUUCUUUCGUAGAUCAGAAGGCAAGGGAGACACCACUUACGAGUGGUCACAAAGCUCCAUUGUAUACUCCUACUUUUCAAUGUGUAAUGGGGCAACAAAUCGUCAACAUUAAGUUUCCACUAGGUACUUCAUUCUAUGGUACAGGAGAAGUUAGUGGCCAGCUUGAAAGAACGGGUAAAAGGGUAUUCACCUGGAAUACUGAUGCGUAUGGUUAUGGUCCUGGGACUACCUCCUUGUACCAAUCACACCCUUGGGUGCUGACUAUUCUUCCCAGUGGAGAGGCACUGGGGGUUUUGGCAGAUACAUCACUGCAAUGUGAGAUUGACUUGAGAAUAGAAACCAAUAUCAAGUUCAUUGCAGCGGGGCCAUAUCCUGUUAUUACAUUUGGCCCCUUCGCUUCUCCAACGGAUGUUCUUGUAACUUUGUCACAUGCAAUUGGGACUACUUUUAUGCCUCCAAAAUGGUCAUUGGGUUAUCAUCAAUGUCGUUGGAGUUAUAUACCUGAUGCACGAGUUUGUGAGAUAGCAAGAACAUUUCGCGAGAAAAAAAUUCCUUGUGAUGUCAUAUGGAUGGACAUAGACUACAUGGAUGGUUUUCGUUGUUUCACAUUUAACCAGGAGCAUUUUCCUGAUCCAAAAUCCCUUGUGCAUGAUCUUCAUCAAAAUGGUUUCAAAGCCAUUUGGAUGAUUGAUCCCGGCAUUAAGUGCGAAAAGGGUUACUUUGUCUAUGACAGUGGAUGUGAAAAAGAUCUUUGGAUUCAAACAGCUGAUGGCAAGCCUUUUGUGGGUGAUGUGUGGCCUGGACCUUGUGUAUUUCCCGACUUCACACACUCUAAUGUCCGGUCAUGGUGGGCUGGUUUGAUUAAAGGUUUCGUCUCUAAUGGUGUUGAUGGAAUAUGGAAUGAUAUGAAUGAACCAGCUGUUUUUAAGACUCUAACAAAGACAAUGCCUGAGACCAAUAUUCAUAGAGGAGAUGAUGAAUUUGGAAGCAGACAAAAUCACUUGUAUUACCACAAUGUCUAUGGCAUGCUGAUGGCCAGAUCUACAUUUGAAGGGAUGAAGCUAGCUGAUAGUAAUAAGCGGCCCUUUGUUCUAACACGAGCAGGAUUUAUUGGUAGCCAAAAGUAUGCUGCAACAUGGACAGGAGAUAACCUCUCCACAUGGGAGCAUCUUCACAUGAGUAUCUCCAUGGUUCUGAACCUGGGCCUUAGUGGUCAACCACUAUCUGGACCAGAUAUAGGAGGGUUUGCUGGCAAUGCAACUCCAAAACUGUUUGGAAGGUGGAUGGGCAUUGGUGCCUUGUUUCCAUUUUCUCGUGGGCAUUCUGAAGCUGACACGACCAAUCAUGAACCUUGGUCCUUCGGAGAAGAGGCAAGAGAGGUGAGCACCUUUAACAACUAUGAUCUUUGCAUAUUCCCAUUGAGGCAUGCACCUAGACGUAGGGGUGGACACAAUCAAGUUCUGGUCCGGUUACAGUUCCAAAACUGGUGGUUCCUGGCUAGGUUGCACGGGUUCGGCAGUUUGGUGCCGCCUCCCGCUCCGGAAGCGACGCGGGGACGGAAUCGCCGGCGGGGACGGCUAGUGACGUACCGGAAACGGAUCUACAGGUUUGGAUUCGGCGGGUAGAAAUUGGGUACGAAUCCAGACGAAUCGGGUAGGAAUUGGGUACGAAUCUUAAAUUGAAAAGUUUUUUAAAAUAUUUGACCAAUUAGGAUUAGGAUUUGGAAAGUAAUUUAAUUAAGCCUUGAAAGACCUGGAUCCGCCGCUUCAUUCCUACGAACCGAUUCAGAGCAGAGACUUCUACCGCCGAUUGCAUCUACCGCCGACGGGGAGGGAGUUCAAUUCCGGUUAAUUGCUUUGCUUUUUCCGGCGACAAGGUAAGCUUUUCUACCC